ACUGAUCCUUCCCUUUGGCUGACGUUGGGAGAGAGAGAGAGGGAGCUUCUUUUCCUUUUUCCUUAUAUCGAUCGACUCUUGUUUUCGCCUUGUUUUCUAUUUUUCUUAUAGUCCUGGAUUUGGGUUUUGGGUGGCUUAUAAUAAAUUUCUGGAAGGAAGCCAAUUCCUGCCUUUCUUUCGCUCUUUGAUCGACGAGUUUUGGAUGGCCGCCGGUGGUCUUCUUCUCACCUACCGAUUGCCGAAGAUUAUGGUUCCUUGCUUCUUCUUCUUCUUCUACGCUCAGUGUUUCAGGUCUCGUCUUCUGAACAAGCAGAGGGAUUACAUUUAGGAUUAAUUAAGGCUGAAAGUGAGAGAGGAGACAAGGAAGGAAGAUAUGGCGAGAGGGAAAAGCCAGCGGAAGGCUGCCGCAUUCCCUGCGAGCGAUGAGGAGAUCCUCAGUACUGUUUCAACAAUCGACUCGUCUGAGCUGUCGUUGGCGAUUGAAGUCGAUGAGGUUUGCAGUGAGAUGGCUGACCUUGAUAACUACUUGGAUGCUCUCUAUGAGAAGAGGUUGUCAGUCAGGGAAGCUGGACUCAAUGGCCUGUGCAAGACAUUAGCUACUGGAGUGCACAAUGACUUUGCAACAAGCAAGGGUGAGACUUUGCUUCACCAGUGCGUCUCUAUCCUCAAACGAGGAUCGGCUUCUGAGACUGGCUUGGCUGCACGUGUGUUGGGGUUACUUGUUAUUACAGCAGGAGAGGGUAAAGUAGCUUCCAUGGUUUACAGUGAAUCAAGUGCACAUUUAUCCCGUAUUGCUAAGCAAUCCUCAAACGUUACUAGCCGUGUCUGGGCACUGAAGUCUCUAUCUAUUAUGACCUUUAUUGUGGGAGGUGAUGAAGAUACAGAUAGCACGCUGACCGUGCUCUGGCAAGUUGGUUCAUAUGAUAAAGUUUCACAUGCUCACGAGGCUUCGGGAAUUACUGAGCCUAACUAUGAGGUCAGGGUAGCUGCACUAACGUCAUGGGCAUUUCUUUUGACAACAGCCACAGCAGAUCAGAUUGAUUUGUUUUGCUUGGAAGGAUUCCCUGCUCUACUCCAUCUGUUAGAGAUGGAAGACCGAUCAGUAAGGCUUGCUGCCGGAGAAGGAGUUGUCUCCAUUGUUGAAUGGGCAAAAAGAAAUGCAUCUCACCCUGAUGAUAACAGUGUGAACAUGUUUACUGGAUAUGAAGAUGUGAUAAAUCAGAUGAAGUCUCUCUCGAUUGAAGCUGGUGGAAGGGGAACAUCGAAGAAGGAACUGGGUAACCAGCGGAGUUUUUUCUAUGAUGCCUUGGCUUAUAUGCAGGAUGGCGUAGCACCAGAUGUGAUUGUCAAGUUGAGCAACUGUGACUGUUUGAAUGUCAACUCUUGGACGCGGACAAUACAGAUAAACAUGUUUAGAGGCUUUCUUGGUGGUGGUCUCCAGACGCAUUUGCUGGGCAACCCGUUCUUGUACGAUGUUUUUGACUUCAAGCCAAAGCAGAGUAGGAAACAAGUAUUAUCAACCAAGGAGAAGAGAAUGUACUUGUCUCCGAAUUCUGUUGCAAAUAAGGCACGAACGCAAGAGCUGAACAAACGAAGAGCAAAUGCACGGGUUGGCAAUUACGGGCACUUCAGCGUCGGCAUGGGCGAUGAUUAGGUGCAUCUUGGUGCUGUAUUGGUGUCGAACUGUGAACCUUAACUUCCCUGUACUACAAAAUUUAUUGUAGAGGUCCUUUUUUGAUGCCUGACUGGCCGCUGCCGGCAUAAAUUCCAGAUUCCUGUAAACUGUAAAGUUGAGUGUGUUUUUCACCUAUAUUAUUCUUACAUUGAUAAGAACAGAGGGAUUAAACAUCACUUUGGAUCUUUAUUUGCA
This is a messenger RNA of Nymphaea colorata (pocket water lily), 1870 nucleotides long. RefSeq lists its product as uncharacterized. NCBI's taxonomy places the organism in Eukaryota, Viridiplantae, Streptophyta, Magnoliopsida, Nymphaeales, Nymphaeaceae. The coding region runs from base 374 to 1654 and encodes 426 amino acids. The transcript has 13 exons. The record is from RefSeq and is a predicted model, not a curated record.